AUAGACAAUACUAGACGAACUGAUUUUAAUACUGAAACUCAAACAGAAUAUGUAAAAGUAGGGUAUUUUAAAGGAACAAAUAUAGCAACUGAUGGGGCUUUUGACACUUGUAGUGAUUGGGCUGCUUCUCGGUACCAGCUUUGUAGCAUCUAGUGCAGAUUCUAACGUGAAAGUAAAGUGCAAUGGAACGCACAUGGAGGUACAAUURACACAUUCAUACAUCUCUGGUCGUGACUCACGAAACCUUCACCUGAACGACCCUGCAUGCAGAGCAACGGCAACAUCGAAUGUCGUUUCUCUACGAACAGCUCUGAACGCGUGUGGCACUAAAUACAAGAACUACACUGAUACUUUGGAGUUUGAAAAUGAGGUAAAGGAUGAUCAAAAAUACGUAGAUCCAAAUAAAGAGAUCACACGUCAAACCACGAUCCUGUUACGUAUUUACUGCAAGUACGCAAGAGGGCAAUACGUUGGYGUUAGCUACGAAUGGAGGACAACAACGCCAGCACCUACGAAAACAUCCGCUGCCAACAACCAUAAAGUCACUUGSACCAAAGGAUUCUGGGUAUUUGUGGUCAUCAGCUUGUCCUUGGCUCUCAUUCUGAKUGAAUAUCAGCUGUAGCCAAGGGUAUCAUGAGCUGAGGGUUUCAUCUCUUUGCGUAUGCCCUAAUAGGUACAUUCUGAGGAGGUUGAAAGGGGCACAACUAAAUAUUUCAAGUUUGCAAUUCACUGUACACAUGGAGGCAAAACUUUUUGGCAUCCUAGUUUUAUUUUUUUUCGCGAGAGCUGUUCGGAUACAGUUAAAUAACUCGUAGACUACAACUAGUGACCGUCUUUAGUCCCUUUAGGCGGACGAAGGUGUUUUAUAGUUCAGUCUCCCUUGCAGCCGAUGUAAGCGUCUGAUCGAUAACCGGCUGUGUGAAUACACACACCGGCUCACACCAAAUCAAAAUCAAACGUGCAGACUGCACACACUUCUCACUUGGUGUUUGUACUAAAUAACUAUAAUCAACACACGAGUCAUUCUUUUAGUAUAUCAUAUUUAUAUA
This is a messenger RNA of Exaiptasia diaphana, 1049 nucleotides long. RefSeq names its product CUB and zona pellucida-like domain-containing protein 1. The transcript has 3 exons. NCBI's taxonomy places the organism in Eukaryota, Metazoa, Cnidaria, Anthozoa, Actiniaria, Aiptasiidae. The record is from RefSeq and is a predicted model, not a curated record. The coding region runs from base 92 to 622 and encodes 176 amino acids.